UCCGGCAGGUCUCGGAGCUUGCUGGAGUCCUGCUUUUAAGCUGGCCCCAAACGCUGAGCCCACGACGCUGGGGCUGUCGAGCCACGAUGCCCAGUGAAACUCUCUGGGAAAUCGCAAAAGCCGAAGUGGAAAAACGAAGUAGUGGAAGUGAAGGUGAUGGACUUGAAAUUGGAGAAAAAUCUGUUUUCUUCAUUGGAAGUAAAAAUGGGGGAAAGACUACUAUUAUUCUAAGGUGUCUUGACAGGGAUGAGCCACCAAAACCAACCUUAGCUUUGGAAUAUACAUACGGAAGAAGAGCAAAAGGGCAUAAUGUACCAAAAGAUAUUGCUCACUUUUGGGAACUAGGUGGAGGAACCUCCUUAUUGGAUUUAAUCAGCAUACCAAUCACGAGUGAUACCUUACGGACAUUUUCUAUUGUUCUUGUUUUGGAUCUUUCAAAACCCAAUGACCUUUGGCCCACCAUGGAAAAUCUGUUGCAAGCCACAAAAAACCAUGUAGAUAAAAUGAUAAUGAAACUGGGGAAGACAAAUUCUAAAGCAGCGUCUGAAAUGAGACAGAAGAUAUGGAGUAAUAUGCAGAAGAACCAUCCAGAUCGUGAAUUAGUCGACCCAUUUCUAAUACCUCUGGUCAUAAUUGGAAGUAAAUACGAUAUUUUUCAGGAUUUUGACUCUGAGAAGAGAAAGGUUAUAUGCAAGACCCUUCGAUUUGUUGCACAUUAUCAUGGAGCAUCAUUAAUGUUUACCAGUAAAUCAGAAGCUCUAUUACUAAAAAUACGUGGAGUUAUCAACCAGUUAGCAUUUGGUAUUGACAAAAGCAAAUCAAUAUGUGUGGAUCAGAAUAAACCACUGUUUAUCACAGCAGGAUUGGAUUCUUUAAGUCAAAUAGGAUCUCCUCCUGUUCCUGAUAAUGACAUUGGAAAGCUUCAUGCCCAUUCACCAAUGGAGUUGUGGAAAAAAGUGUAUGAAAGGGUCUUUCCACCAAAGAGUAUCGACAUGCUGAAAGAUACCAAGGACCCUGCAAGAGACCCUCAGUACGCUGAAAGUGAAGUUGAUGAAAUGAGAAUUCAGAAGGAUCAGGAACUGGAACAAUAUAAAAGAAGUUCUUCCAAGUCUUGGAAACAAAUUGAGUUUGAUUCUUGAACCUAAUUCACCUAUAGUGUACUUAUUUCUUCUUUCCCAAAUACAAGUAAGUUUAUUUUAUUAAUUAGCUAUAAUGGUAGCAAGUGAAGGAAGCUAAGAUGUGUAUUUGUUAAAGGAAAAGUGGCAUUUGUUGUAUUAGUGCAAGUCUCUGGAUACUUUUAAGUCUUUUAAGAGGGGAAAAAGUUGUGUAAUUACAUACAGUAUUUUUUAAAAUAAAAAAUAUUCUACCAUUCUCUAA
Callorhinus ursinus (northern fur seal) is the source of this 1377-nucleotide messenger RNA. It is a transcript of the gene DYNC2LI1, whose product is annotated as dynein cytoplasmic 2 light intermediate chain 1. Gene Ontology annotation, biological process: intraciliary retrograde transport; intraciliary transport involved in cilium assembly. Gene Ontology annotation, molecular function: dynein heavy chain binding. The record is from RefSeq and is a predicted model, not a curated record. Gene Ontology annotation, cellular component: axoneme; ciliary basal body; cytoplasmic dynein complex. NCBI's taxonomy places the organism in Eukaryota, Metazoa, Chordata, Mammalia, Carnivora, Otariidae.